CCCAGCCCAACCCAAUUAGAAUACGAUGGGACGUCUAUCUCGAGACAAACGCGACGUCUUCUAUCGACUCGCCAAAGAAAAGGGCUACAGAGCUCGAUCAGCAUUCAAGCUGCUCCAGGUUGACGCCGAGUUCGACAUUUUCGGUGCCCGUGGGGCUCCUGCCUCACUCGGUAACACAAUUGAACCACUGCGCGUUCAACGAGCCGUCGAUCUGUGCGCCGCACCCGGUAGUUGGUCGCAAGUGCUCAGCGAUAAGCUUUACGAAUUAAAUCAUGCGACAGGGGAUGCCGGCGCAAAUUCCGAUCAAGCUUUAGACAUAGACGAACAACCCGAAGAACCUAGUAUUGUUGCAGUUGAUUUGCAGCCAAUGGCACCGAUUGAUGGCGUUUUGUGUCUACAGGGUGAUAUAACAGCUCAGUCCACCGCACAAGAUAUUAUUAAGCACUUUCAGGGUAAUCGCGCGGAACUCGUGGUCUGUGACGGCGCUCCCGACGUCACGGGACUGCACGACGUUGACGAAUACUUACAAGGACAGCUCUUGUUAAGCGCCAUGAUGAUCACCACCCACGUACUGUGCGAAAGGGGAACUUUUGUGGCCAAAAUAUUUCGUGGCCGUAACGUUGGAUUCUUGUAUGCACAAUUGCGACUGUUGUUUGAACGGGUCAGUAUUGCGAAACCCACCAGCUCGCGCAAUUCGUCCAUGGAGAGUUUCGUUGUGUGCCAGCGAUUUAAAGGAGCUCCGUACUUGAAUCUCCCUCAUGACGAGCUUUCUGAUCCUUUGGAUUCCAUCGAUAUUCCCUUUCUUGCGUGUGGCGACUUGUCCGACUGGAGUCCAUCCGGCGAGAUCUUGGAUGCAGACAAGAGCUACCCAAUCGAUGAGAGCCAGUAUAUUGCUCCUAUUGCGCCUCCAAUUCAACCCCCGUAUCAAACCAGCAUGGAAAAACAAGCGGAAGACCGGCGUAAAAAGGUGUGA
Phaeodactylum tricornutum CCAP 1055/1 is the source of this 973-nucleotide messenger RNA. RefSeq lists its product with no specific name. The transcript is spliced from 3 exons. Gene Ontology annotation, cellular component: cytoplasm. Gene Ontology annotation, biological process: cytoplasmic translation; tRNA methylation. Gene Ontology annotation, molecular function: tRNA methyltransferase activity. NCBI's taxonomy places the organism in Eukaryota, Bacillariophyta, Bacillariophyceae, Surirellales, Neidiaceae. Bases 26 to 973 code for a protein of 315 amino acids. The record is from RefSeq and is a predicted model, not a curated record.